Danio rerio (zebrafish) is the source of this 2309-nucleotide messenger RNA. The record is from RefSeq and is a predicted model, not a curated record. NCBI's taxonomy places the organism in Eukaryota, Metazoa, Chordata, Actinopteri, Cypriniformes, Danionidae.
GACACACUUCUUUGUUUACAGAUCCUCUGACAGGAGCUGAUCUUCCUGCUUUAAAAGUUUACUGUCAGUCUGGGAGUCUGCUUUGAACAUCUCUACUGAAAAGCAGCUGGAGCUCCAACCAAGCGUGCACCGCUGAAGUCAUGCUCAAUUAUUAAAGCCAUCUUAUUUUGAUACUUUUUAUUAAUAUUGUGGUGUUUUACAUAUAAAGACCACAGUUUGGACCACUGGCUCUAAAAUCCGCCCGCAUCAUUCAGAGUUGAUCUGACUAUAUAACAUAACUGAGGAUAUAACUGAGGAGGCUUCUAUCAGACAGUUGAUUGGAUCUAUGGAGAUUCCAGCAUCUUGUGCCUUGCUUUUCCUGCUGUUUUGUGCUGGAUUGUGCUGUAUAGACGGACGCAAGGAAUCCGUCACUUCAGGCUCCUCGAAGGGUGAUGAUGCCAACCAGAAAAGGCCAUCUCGAGCUUCAGAGACUAAACAAAGCCGCUGCUCCUACACCUUCAUCGUGCCUCAGCAGAAGCUAACAGGGGCUCUUUGCUUGAGCACUGAGUCGGCGCGGGUGAACCGCUCUGAGGUGGCGUCUCUGCGGGCGCUGCUGGAGCUGCAGCAGGAUCAGCUGGAUCAGAUGCGCGGGCGGCUGGAGGAGGAAGGUACUCUGGCCAGUGAGAUGAAGAUUCUGCGGAGGGAGAGCGUCAACAUGAACGCUCGCAUCGCCCAGCUCUACGCCCAGCUGCUCAGCGAGAUCAUCCAGAAGAAGGAACAGGUGGAGGAGCAACGGCGGCUCGAAGGGCUCCUGCUUAAUGCUACAUCACAGCUGCAUCAGGUGUCUAGCAAUUACAGAGACCUGGAGAAAAAGUACGACACACUCGCUUCUCUAGUGAACAACCAGAGCCAGAUAAUCACCCUUCUGGAGAAACAGUGCCAGCUCAAGACCCCUACUAAAGAGCUGCAGGAAGCGACAUCACUUCCGGCUCAACAGUCGAGCGUGUUGGUGAAUAUAAACACAGAGCCUAAAGAUGUCCAAAGAGACCAAAGUGCCCCUUUUCAUCAGGCACAAGCUCGCCAAGAACCGCUGGAGAGCUUUGAUGAUUCUCCUGGUCCACCAACAGAGACACCCUUCAUCAGUUUCCCCAGCACUAAAUCUCCAGGGCCAUGGCAUGACUGUCAUAAUGUGCUGGAGUCAGGGGAGAAGACAAGUGGCAUCUACCUGCUGCGACCACGCAACACCAACCGUCUGCUGCAGGCCUGGUGUGACCAAAGCAGAGCUCAGGGUGGCUGGACUGUUAUCCAGAGGAGACAGGACGGCUCCGUCAACUUCUUCAGGACCUGGGACCAGUAUAAGCAAGGCUUUGGGAAUCUGGAUGGAGAAUACUGGCUGGGUCUUGAGCACCUGUACUGGCUCACCUCUCAAGCCACCUACAAGCUGCGAGUAGCUAUGGAAGACUGGCAAGGGCGACAAGUCUAUGCAGAGUAUGACAGCUUUCGGGUGGAACCAGAGAGCGACUGGUAUCGUCUACGGUUAGGCAGCUAUCAAGGUACUGCGGGAGACUCCCUCUCAUGGCACAACAAUAAAGCGUUUACCACUCUGGACCGUGAUAAGGAUGCCUACACAGGUAACUGUGCUCAUUACCAGAAGGGUGGUUGGUGGUACCAUAUGUGUGCCCACUCCAACCUGAAUGGUGUGUGGUACAGAGGCGGCCAUUACAGAAGUCGAUACCAAGAUGGGGUCUACUGGGCAGAGUUCCACGGGGGAUCAUACUCCCUAAAGAAAGUGGCCAUGAUGAUCAAACCUGCUUGAGAUUUACCUAAAACAACUCAAGAAGAGCACAAUACUUAAAACUACAACUAAAGAUGUGACAAUGAGCACUAAAUGUACUCGUGGAGCUUUAGACUUCUUCAUUGAAUGCCUACACUGCAAAAAAAGCCUUUUGUGCUUAGAGUUUUAGUAUAGUUUCUAGUCUAAAUAUCUAAAAUUUCUUAAAUCAAGAAGUAUUUUCUAGACAUGUUAUUAAAAGUGUCUUGUUUCCAGAAAUAUUAUGUCAAAAUUAAGUGAGUUUUACCUUAAAAUAAGCAAAAUAAUUUUAUUUUAAAGCAAAAAAGACGUUAAUGUGAAUGUUUAAUGUUUUUAUCAAUAUAUCUGAUGCAGUUUAGUAUAUUCAGAUUGGUGUUUUGCUUGUUGCUUUGGACAAUAGCAUAUACAAUGUUCAUAUUUCCAUUUACAGCUAUGUAAAAUGAUAAACUCAUACUCUAUUUCUUUGAGCUACGAUAUUCACUUUUCAAGCGUCAUCAUUUGAUUAAAGCAUUGCCUCACA